AUGUCGGGUUUUCUUCGUGAUCAUUCGUGUGCAACGGCACUUAUUAAGCUGACAGGCGACUUUAGAAAAGCUCUUGAUCAAAAGAAGGAUGUAGGUGUUGUGGCAAUCGAUUUGUCGAAAGCAUUUGACUCCAUAUGCCACAAUUUGUUGAUUGCGAAGCUAAAGGCUUACGGUCUGCAGGACAAUGCGUUGAUGUUAAUGAAAUCUUAUUUAUUUAAACGAAGCCAGAGGGUGAAAUGUAAUGGAGUCUUCUCAGAUUGGCUGACCUUAAAAUGUGGUGUCCCUCAAGGGAGCUUAUUGGGACCCUUACUAUUUAAUGUUUUCAUCAAUGAUCUUAACUGGUAUGUCGACAACACAUCACUCCGUCUUUAUGCAGAUGACACUACCCAGUACUCAUCUGAUACCUGUCCUGCCAUAUUAGAGUACUCGCUUAACCGUGAUCUACAGAAAUUAUCCUAUUGGUUCAAAGAAAACUUCUUGCAAAUCAACAAUGGCAAAACAAAAGCAAUGAUCUUAGGGAAAUCUGACUAUUUGUACAACCUUAAAAUUGACAACCAGCAUUAGAAAUUCACGAAUCUUUGAGAACACUUGGAGUGACACUGGACAGAAAUUUAGAUUUCAAGCAGCAUAUUGACGAGAUAUUAAAGAAAUCCUAUGGAAUGAUUGCUGCCCUACGACGCCUUAAGAGAAUGGUUCCGAUAAAUAUUAUAACAAGUUUGUACAAAGCGUAUGUUUUACCUUGUUGGUUUGAAACGCUUACUUAAAAUUAGUUCAUUGUCCUUCAUAAAUAGUUCAUUAUGUUUUAGUUAAUAAUAUAGUUAAUUUGAUUGAUACCAGGACGGAAACGGCUAUACCAUAUGUUCCUAAUAGACUAGAUAGCGUGAGUUAG
Molecule: messenger RNA, 889 nt
Organism: Paramuricea clavata
Lineage: Eukaryota; Metazoa; Cnidaria; Anthozoa; Malacalcyonacea; Plexauridae
Source: the annotation of a GenBank genome assembly